Oryza sativa Japonica Group (Japanese rice) is the source of this 1686-nucleotide messenger RNA. RefSeq names its product GABA transporter 1. Gene Ontology annotation, biological process: amino acid transmembrane transport. Gene Ontology annotation, cellular component: membrane. The record is from RefSeq and is a predicted model, not a curated record. NCBI's taxonomy places the organism in Eukaryota, Viridiplantae, Streptophyta, Magnoliopsida, Poales, Poaceae. Gene Ontology annotation, molecular function: amino acid transmembrane transporter activity.
AGUUCAGCUUCAGCAGUAGAAGCGCAAAAGGCAAAACCAGAGCCCGCUCACCUGCUGAGAAACACCGCGCAGAGGCAGAGACAAACAACGUACGGCCGUGUAGAACUGUAGAUCGUAUCGUCCGAGUCCCCCAAGAGUUUCAGGCCAUCAACCCGUAGUUUGGCGCUCCCUUGGUUUUACCUGCAAGACAAAAGAGCUAGCGACCGAAUCGUUCGACGGCAGAGGCGUCAUGGGGGCGCCGAGCAGGGAGGAUGAGGAGGCGAAGAAGAUGGAGGCCGGCGGCGACACCGUCGGCCAGAAGCUCGACGCCGGGGCUCUCUUCGUCCUUCAGUCCAAAGGGUCAUGGCUGCACUGCGGGUACCACCUGACGACGUCCAUCGUGGCGCCACCGCUGCUGAGCCUGCCGUUCGCGUUCGCGUCGCUGGGGUGGGCGGCGGGGCUCAUCUGCCUCGUCAUCGGCGCCGCCGUGACCUUCUACUCGUACAACCUCAUCUCCCUCGUCCUCGAGCACCACGCGCAGCAAGGACGCCGCCAGCUCCGCUUCAGGGACAUGGCCACCGAUAUUUUAGGGCCUGGAUGGGGACGCUUCUACAUCGGGCCGAUCCAGUUCCUGGUCUGCUUCGGGGCAGUCGUCGCGUGCACUCUCCUAGCCGGUCAGAGCAUGAAGGCUAUCUACCUGAUUGCCAACCCGGGCGGCACGAUCAAGCUGUACGUGUUCGUGGCAAUCUUCGGCGUCUUCAUGAUGAUCCUGGCGCAGAUGCCGUCGUUCCACUCUCUCCGCCACGUUAACCUCAUCUCCCUCGUGCUGUGCCUCGCCUACAGCUUCUGCGCCGUCGCCGCCUGCAUCUACCUUGGAAGCUCAAAGGGAGCGCCCGAGAAGGACUACUCGAUCGCCGGCGCCAACACCCGUGACCGCGUGUUCGGCGUGUUCAACGCCAUCGCCGUCAUCGCCACGACGUACGGCAAUGGAAUCAUCCCCGAGAUACAGGCGACGGUGGCGGCGCCGGUGACGGGGAAGAUGUUCAAGGGGCUGUGCCUGUGCUACGCCGUGGUGGUGACGACGUUCUUCAGCGUGGCCAUCUCGGGGUACUGGGCGUUCGGCAACCAGUCGCAGGGCACGCUCCUGAGCAACUUCAUGGUGGGCGGCAGGGCCGUCAUCCCGGAGUGGCUGCUGCUCAUCAUCGAGCUCUUCACGCUGCUGCAGCUGUCGGCGGUGGCCGUGGUGUACCUGCAGCCGACCAACGAGGUCCUGGAGGGCCUCCUGUCCGACCCCAAGGCCGGGCAGUACGCCGCGAGGAACGUCGCGCCGCGGGUGCUCUCCCGCACCGCCGCCGUCGCGCUGGGCACCACCAUCGCGGCCAUGGUGCCCUUCUUCGGCGACAUGAACGCGCUCAUCGGCGCAUUCGGCUUCCUCCCGCUCGACUUCGCUGUGCCGGCGGUGUUCUACAACGUGACGUUCAAGCCGUCCAAGAAGGGCGCCGUGUUCUGGCUCAACACCACCAUCGCCGUCGUGUUCUCCGCGCUCGCUGUCGUCGCGUCAGUCGCCGCGGUCCGGCAGAUCAUUCUGGACGCCAAUAGCUAUAAACUGUUCGCGAACGUGUGAUGUUAUUAUGCUUUAACUCUUGACAAAGGAACAUCAAUGCAGGAAGAAGAUUUUUUUUCCUUUUAUUUUUCUUUUUUUUAAAA